AUGGACUUCCUUUUGGUAGACAGCCUGUUCUUCUCACAACCGUUGCCAGCAGAAAACGCACCUGUACAGCGGUCUCACCGCUUUCUAGGAACGCACAGCAGGGUCGUUGAUUUCCUCUGCAGACUCGACUUCGGACAGUAUUUUGUGACAUACAACGAAAAUCAGAUCAGCACAUGGCAGGACCUACAGAACUCAGUCAACCAGGCCUUGUUUUCACCAGGUGUGCCAGGCCACCCAAACACGCCCGUCGGCGGAGAAGAGCCACUGGAUCGUGUCUACUACGAGAACAACUGGCCCUAUGCCCGCAGUUUCUUGUGCCGGAGGUUUGUCAAAGGCCUGGUCGACAAUCUCCAGAACCCACCGGCUGUAGGUGGUCGAGAGGAUGCGUCACUGGUGCGAUUUCAACAAUUCCUGUUCGAAGCCGAUAAACGAAACGAUUUGGAGUUCUACUUUUCCCGGAUCGGCCCUACUUCAAACCUAUCGAUGCUUACUGGAAGACGUGGGUCCAAAUCACCCUGGCCUGUUUGGCCCUCGACGAAGAAUACCCAGGUUCGAUUGAGGGCUGACUUAUUCACGGUUUUAGAACGUCUUCUGGUACACUUUGGCUUUGACUGGAUUUCUCUACACAGAAGCCCUGGAAUUGCCACGCUGGACACCAAAUUCAAAGAGCUAUACACGCUCAAGGCCGAGAAGAAGUUCAUUGUCCGUCGCAGGACGUGCGUCGCCAGCGUCCUCAGCAUGAGGUCGACAGAUAAGUUCAGGAAUGUCGACCUGUGCCCGGCGAGCUGGGCCUCUGUGGUCCCCUUGCUGCACCGACGCACACUGAUACUCUUCAAUGAACUCCAUUCGGAGGUAGAUGGUCUGGGCUUCAAGGACUGGCUCACAGACCCAGGACUUUGGACUGUCAUCGACCAGCAGAACACGAGUCGUGACACAGAGACCACAGCAGUGGUAUUCAUCUACAGGCUAGUGUGCCGCGUAUGGGAGCGCGUCCUUUUGGAGUGGAGGAGAGUGCUUGACCAGAGCUCAGAACAUAUCAAGGUUUCAGAGACUCGCGCUCUGGACGACGAUCUCGACGUUGCUGAUCUCGAAGAACUCGCGCGACAGACGUGGCGUGACUCGCAGGACUGGUCGACCAUGAGCCAGCUCUUGCUUGCUCAAAGGAAGACGAUCGCGCACGCUCUGGGGUACCUGGAAGCUGUGUCUCGCAGUGCAAACCUAUUUCCACCCCCAGCCACUCCGACAUCGCCCUCGAACGAGAUCGUGCGCCUGGAGAGGAUCAUCAGCGAAUUCAACGAGAUGGAGCAGAUUGUGUCCCAAGAGUUUCCCAACCGCGGGAGGAACAUCUCUGAUUUUGUAUGGAUCUUCCGGCUCACUGCGUCACAGAAGCAACGGAGCAAUAGAACUGGCCAACUGACGAAACGAGAACAGGUGUACAACAUCAUUGGCGCCCGGAAUGCCCAAGCUGCUGAAAACUAUUCCAAGGAAAUGGGCAACAUUACAUGGAUCACGUUUAUUUUCUUCCCGCUUAUCACUGUGUCGGGUCUUUUCGGAAUGAACGUCGACGUCCUGGCCGAUAACCCUUCGAUCAAGUGGUACUUUGUCGUGGCGGUGCCCUUGACACUGUUGGUUGUGGGAAUGGCUCUGUUUAUCCGGCGGCGUAGGAGGCGGUAUUAUUAUUGA
Fonsecaea monophora is the source of this 1683-nucleotide messenger RNA. RefSeq lists its product as hypothetical. Gene Ontology annotation, biological process: transmembrane transport; metal ion transport. Gene Ontology annotation, cellular component: membrane. The transcript is spliced from 5 exons. The coding region runs from base 1 to 1683 and encodes 560 amino acids. The record is from RefSeq and is a predicted model, not a curated record. Gene Ontology annotation, molecular function: metal ion transmembrane transporter activity. Lineage: Eukaryota; Fungi; Ascomycota; Eurotiomycetes; Chaetothyriales; Herpotrichiellaceae.